Messenger RNA from Branchiostoma floridae (Florida lancelet), 3253 nucleotides. RefSeq names its product transmembrane protein 68-like. Gene Ontology annotation, cellular component: membrane. The transcript has 9 exons. Lineage: Eukaryota; Metazoa; Chordata; Leptocardii; Amphioxiformes; Branchiostomatidae. Bases 318 to 1376 code for a protein of 352 amino acids. The record is from RefSeq and is a predicted model, not a curated record. Gene Ontology annotation, molecular function: acyltransferase activity.
GUCACGUGACGUAUCAAUCAGCUGAUGAGGUCGCCGUGGGGUGACAGGCUGCGUAAAUAUGAAACAGGAAUGAGAAUUUGUUUUUCUUCGUCGUCCUUGUGAGGAACUAUGAAUGACACAUGGAGUGGACGACAUGGCGAAACAGCUGAAAGCACACAUCGGAGUCACUGGAUGUAGAAUAUGUGACUGACAGGAUGGCAAGGAGCUGGAGCUGCAGUCUACAAGAUAGCUGUACGUGUGGGAAUUAGGCAUCUCUCUUUGCCUGGACCUGGCUACAUUAUUUUGGUCACUCCAAGCGCUCUGAACCCACUCCACGAAUGACCAUGUCAGAAAACCUUGCCAUGGAUUUCAUCAUUCUCUGCGAUGCGGACACGGAGAGACUACUGACCAAUACCUCCAUUCUGUCGUGGAUGGAGACGGUGAACGUCGCCAUGGAGACCAUGUAUGGCGUGAUGGAGGAUCUGGGAGUGGACAGCCUGGACAUCGACUGGAUCUCGUUCCUGGUGUGGAUGUUCCUCCCCAUCAUGGUGGCCUUCAUCCUGCCGGUGUUCGUCAUCCUUCUCCUCUACCUGACCGCGCUGAUCAUUCACAUCUACCGUGCACGGCACAAGCUGAGGGACGCGUUUGCUGUAGACGUUUGGCUCGGAGCACGAAAAACUGCCGCGCUACUCUGGGAACUACAGGGGAAAAUCUGGCAUGGAUAUGAAAUCCAUGGUGUAGAGAAGCUGCCUGCCACUGGCCCUGCUCUGGUGGUGUACUACCAUGGUGCCAUCCCCAUCGACUUGUACUACGUCAUGGCCAAAGUUGUGCUCCAUCAGAACCGCCUUCUGUAUGCAGUUGCCGACCGCUUUUUGUUCAAGAUACCUGGCUGGAACCUGAUGCUGAAAGUGAUGUGUGUGACCCCCGGGGCACCAGAGGACUGUAUCAAGCUCUUGAGGGAGGGGAACCUGCUGUCUCUGUCCCCUGGUGGGGUACGAGAGGCACUCUUUGGUGACGAGUACUACAGACUAGUGUGGAAAAACAGAAUGGGCUUUGCCAAGGUGGCGAAAAAAGCCAAAGUGCCCAUAUAUCCCAUGUUCACCCAAAACUGUCGAGAAGGAUUCAGGUCCAUCAGGAUGGGAAGGCACUUUCUUGAGUGGGUGUAUGAGAAAACCAGGUUGCCCAUUGUGCCAAUCUAUGGAGGCUUUCCAGUGAAAUUUAGGACAUAUAUUGGGGAUCCGAUUCCAUAUGAUCCCAAUGUCUCUGCUCAGGAAUUAGCUGUUAAGACCCACAAUGCCUUGGAACAGAUGAUUGACACUUACCAGAAAAUCCCAGGGACGGUGUUUGGUGCACUACUGGACAGGAUUCCUGCAUUUAGCACUAAGAAAGAGGACUAAACAGGAUGUGUGGUCUUCCCUAACACAGUAAAAUAUCUUAUCAAUGUGUUGUAGUGUGAUAUGUUCAGUGGGUACCAAGUGCAGUGGUUUGGUCCAGUCAUGCAAUGGUCAUUAAUAUUUGCAGGAUGGGAAACAGUCCUGUCAGUGCAGUGUCCUUAUAGUCAAGAAGUAAAACACAUCCAUGAAAGUGUGAUAAGGAAGUAUACAUUUCCAAGCAUAUUGUUGGGAAACAUAAUAAUCUAAUAGCCUCCAUGACAUGCUUGGAGAUUACAGAGGUAUAUGAAGAUGAACAGUGGUUUGUUUAUUGUUCUUGAUAAUAUGUUUGAAGAAUUCAAAUGGAAAAGUUUAAUUUUCUCUCUGUUUUGGAAUAAGCCAGAUUGAAAGUUGCUGUCUCAGGGUUGUGGAAAUGCGUUCCAUUGUGACAUAGAUGUUGGAAUUGCCAGAGUUGUGGGCUACAUUGAGAGAAGAUAUACAAAGAAGUGAUAAAAAGGCAUGGUUGUACAGCAGGAAAAGUAUUAAAGGGAAAGUUAUUGGCAAGCUGUCAACAUUCUCAUUUUGUAUACAUGAAUUAUGUACAUGUAUUGUGACAUGCUACAAGUUGUAGAGACAUGCUUCUUGUACAAACAAGGUUGUGAGGGGAGAUUUCCAGAACAUAAUUUUUCUUUAAAUCAAAAAGCUGUUCUGGAGUUUUGUUCUGGUGUGUCCCUGGAGUAAAGUUGUGUAAUAAAAAGAUGAUUUAAGGUGCCUGUAUAAGGACCAUUGAAAACUGUGGAACUAUUAAAUGAAACAAAUGAAUAUACUAUUUUUGUGGAAAAAUGUCAGUACUUGUAACAGCAGAAAAAAUAAAGUCAUUGUAGAUGUUGCAUAAUUUAUCUAUCAAUCAAUGUACAUGACUGUGUAUAACAGAGUAGCUAGUCUUCUUUAUGUUGCAACUUUGAUAGAAGCAAUUUUUGUGCAUGUUUAUGAAUGUGCACUGACAUAUUUGUGAAGCUGUGAGAUAAUAUGAAAUUAAUUUUGACAAAGUAUGAAUAUGGGAUGGAGGUACACUGUAUUUGUAGGUCCUGGACCAAAUAGUCUGCUGCAGUUGCGUUUUUGUCAUGUUCACGUUGGUUGAUUUAUGAUGUUGGUCGCAAUUUUUAAUAAUUAUCACAAAUGUACACCAGAAGGCACAAUAUGUAACUAAAGGUGGAAUAAUUUUACAGUGUCAUGAUUGUUAAAAUUGUGGUAUCAUUUUUUAAGUACAUGUAUUGCAAAAUUCAGUAUGAUUCUCCAUGUCCAUCAGUGUUAUUUAUAUGGUAUACCCUAUGAAAUAUAUCAGGCAAUUAUUGCUCUGCUUAUUUGACUGAGAAUUGUCUAAAACCAUUCAAGAUGUUUUACAUUAGUAAGGCAUCUUGUGUGGCAAUAGUGGCAUGUCAUACAUGUUUUGUUCAUGUCACUUUCAGCUUCGUUUGAAGAGUCUACAGUGCCUCAACAUGUGGAAGUAUCAUUCCAGAAAGUCUUAAUUAAUUGCUGAUUGUUGCUGAAGUAUAAGUAGCUCAUUAACAAAUCAAUUAAUUAGUUAAUCAGUUAAUCAAUAAUCAAAUCUUAAGCUGUUCUUUCAACAAAUGGCAGACAUUAUCAAUGUAGACUGCAUUCCAAAAUAUGAAAAAAAUUAACGUGCAAUGUGCAAUGCUUAACUUGAUUUACAUUAUUAGUGUCACAAAUUACAUGUUGUGCAAAAAAGAAUAAUGUGUCACUAUAUUGUGUACAAUUACUCCUGAAAACUGUUCACUUUCUAUGUAAAGUGCUUCCAUGUUACUUACAUUGUAUUAAAGGAUUAUGUUCCACAAUGAUGUGCAUUGUAUUGUUAAAGAUUAUUUUCCAGAAAUAAAAACAUA